Spirodela intermedia is the source of this 508-nucleotide messenger RNA. NCBI's taxonomy places the organism in Eukaryota, Viridiplantae, Streptophyta, Magnoliopsida, Alismatales, Araceae. The record is from the annotation of a GenBank genome assembly.
AUGAGCACCACAGGCACGACGAAGGGCGGCCGGGGCAAGCCGAAGGCCUCUAAGGCUGUUUCCCGGUCGCAUAAGGCCGGCCUCCAGUUCCCUGUCGGCAGGAUCGCCCGCUUCCUCAAGGCGGGAAAGUACGCCGAGCGCGUUGGUGCGGGCGCCCCUGUCUACCUCUCCGCUGUUCUUGAAUACCUCGCAGCAGAGGUGAGACCUGAUCGUGCUCAGGAUUUGUUCCCCUGUCCCUCCGUUCUCCAUGCGGGAUCGCUUCAUUCAGGCUUGCUGCUCUGCGCAGGUUCUCGAGCUCGCAGGGAACGCGGCGAGGGACAAUAAGAAGAACAGGAUCGUGCCGAGGCACAUCCAGCUGGCGGUGAGGAAUGACGAGGAGUUGAGCAAGCUGCUUGGGGCAGUGACCAUCGCGAACGGCGGCGUGCUCCCCAACAUUCAUCAGACGCUCCUCCCGAAGAAGACGGGGAAGGGGAAGGGGGAAAUCGGAUCUGUCUCCCAGGAAUUCUAG